This is a messenger RNA of Trifolium pratense (red clover), 2235 nucleotides long. Its product is annotated as carotenoid 9,10(9',10')-cleavage dioxygenase-like. The record is from RefSeq and is a predicted model, not a curated record. Gene Ontology annotation, molecular function: carotenoid dioxygenase activity. The transcript is spliced from 13 exons. Gene Ontology annotation, biological process: carotene catabolic process. Lineage: Eukaryota; Viridiplantae; Streptophyta; Magnoliopsida; Fabales; Fabaceae. Gene Ontology annotation, cellular component: chloroplast stroma. Bases 147 to 1916 code for a protein of 589 amino acids.
AGGGACCUUAAUUAGUUGUGUUUGUUCUCUCGCUGUUGUGGUGAUGAGAACUGAGAACCCCAAACCUUAUAAAACCAAUUUAGAUGCACACCAUACUAUAUAUAGAUAUACACCAAUUUAUUAAUUAAACCCACAACUAUAAGGUUAUGGCCAUUUCAUAUAAUAAUAAUGCAUUUAUAGUUAAUUGCUGCAUUCAGAAAAGACCUUCUUAUGUCUCAGACAAUUCUCAUCACCACAACAAUAUUCCACUCAUCUCUAUUGUUAAGCCAAACAAGAAAUCAAGUCUACCUGAAGUUUCCUUGCAAAUUGAUGUUCCAAAGACUAUGAAAAAUGUUGUAGCUAAAUUAAUUGACGUUUUUGUGGAUUCAUUCUUUGAAUUCAUUGACAAGCCUUUGCUUCCAUCUAAGAGUAACUUUGCUCCUGUGGAAGAGUUGGGGGAAGCCAUACUUGUGACUUGCAUCCAAGGACGAAUUCCUAGUCAUUUUCCAGAGGGUGUUUACAUUAGAAAUGGACCAAAUCCACUAUUUGGAGGAUUGAAAUCAACAAAUUCAAUAUUUGGUAAGUCAAGUCACAUUUGGGUGGAAGGAGAAGGAAUGCUUCAUGCAUUGUAUUUUCAAAAAUCAAGUAAUGGAAGCUGGAAAAUCCACUACAACAAUAAGCACGUUGAAACCGAAACAUACAACCUUGAAAAACAAAGAAACAAACCAUUGUUUCUGCCUGCCAUAGAAGGCAAUUCAAUGGCCAUUUUGUCAGCUUAUUUCUUCAACUGGUUGAGAUCUGGCAAAGCAAACAAAUACAUUAGCAACACCAAUGUGUUUGAACAUUCAGGGAAGUUUUACUCAAUUGCUGAAAGUCACAUGCCACAAGAAAUUGAUAUCCUGUCCUUGAAAACUUUAAAAAAUUGGGACCUCAGUGCAGAUUGGAAUAGACCUUUUACAAGCCAUCCAAAGAAAGCUCCAAUUACUGGGGAGCUAGUUACAUUAGGUGUGGAACCAAUUAAACCUUAUGCUGUGGUUGGAAUUAUUUCUGCUGAUGGAAAGAAGUUGGUUCAUAAAGUUGAUAUCAAACUAAAUAGGUGUAGUCUUUGCCAUGACAUAGGUGUUACACAAAGGUACAAUGUGAUCAUGGAUUUUCCACUAACCAUUGAUCUAAACAGACUUCUAAGAGGAGGCCAAUUAAUAAAGUAUGACAAAAAAGAUUAUGCAAGGAUUGGGGUAAUGCCACGCUAUGGUGAUGCUAACUCAGUCAAAUGGUUUCAAGUGGAACCUAAUUGCACCUUUCACAUUAUCAAUUCUUUUGAAGAUGGAAACGAGGUUGUAGUGAGGGGCUGCAGAUCUCUUGACUCUUUAAUUCCUGAACCCGACCCGAGUUCGAAUGAAUUUGACUGGUUAUCUCGUUGUUACGAAUGGCGAUUGAAUAUGCAAACCGGAGAGGUUAAGGAGAAAGAUCCUUGUGGUGACAAAGUAGUUUAUAUGGAUUUUCCCAUGAUCAAUGAAAAAUAUGUUGGUCUUAAGCAUAGAUUUGCAUACACACAAAUAGUUGAUCCUAUUGCAAGCUCUACCACUCAAGAUGUGCCAAAAUAUGGAGGUUUAGCUAAACUAUACUUUGAAGAAUCAUGUGAAGAAUUAUCUAUGUCAAAGAGAGAAAAAGAUGAAGCUAUAUGGAUGGAAUACCAUAUGUUUGAGAAAAAUACAUUUUGCAAUGGAGCUGCUUUUGUUGCUAGAGAUGAAGGUGUUGAAGAAGAUGAUGGUUGGAUCAUUACUUUUGUUCAUAAUGAAGAUACUAACACAUCUCAAGUUCAUAUAAUCGACACAAAGAAUUUUUCUGGUGAGACUGUUGCCAAAAUUGAAAUCCCUUGUAGAGUUCCAUAUGGAUUUCAUGGAGCUUUCAUGCCAAUCUCAUUCCAAGAUCAAUAGAUACAUUAUUUGUUUAUAUAUCUACUGUUGGAAAUUCCGUUUUCGUUGCACUUAGUCACUAGCUACCUAAUUGCGGCAUUUGAGGUGAAUUCAGACUCACAUUGCUUAGAAAUAUGACCUAUAUAAUGCUUAUAAAGCUUCGGCCACCUUUAUCUUAUAAGGUGGUUUUAUGAGAUUGAGCAGACCCAAAUCAAAUUCUAAGAUCAAUGUGUAUUCCUUAAAACUUGUGUUCAUAUCGAUAUGAAUUGAAUCUCAUAUCAAAGGGUGAAUUCAAAUAACAAAUGAGAGAGUAUUGAAUAUGAAUUAUUUUUAUGGCUUC